This is a messenger RNA of Cuculus canorus (common cuckoo), 5442 nucleotides long. RefSeq names its product ADAM metallopeptidase domain 9 (gene ADAM9). The record is from RefSeq and is a predicted model, not a curated record. The transcript is spliced from 22 exons. The coding region runs from base 122 to 2650 and encodes 842 amino acids. Lineage: Eukaryota; Metazoa; Chordata; Aves; Cuculiformes; Cuculidae. Gene Ontology annotation, cellular component: plasma membrane. Gene Ontology annotation, molecular function: metalloendopeptidase activity; integrin binding. Gene Ontology annotation, biological process: cell-cell adhesion mediated by integrin; transforming growth factor beta receptor signaling pathway; membrane protein ectodomain proteolysis.
GGGCGGACCCCGCUCGGUGCCCGCAGCCGCCGUGGCGGUCGGUCCGUCCCCGUUCCGGGGCGGGGCGGCGCCGCUGCCGGUCUGUGUGCCGCGGGCCGCAGGCAGCGCCCGGCGCGGGGCCAUGGCCGGGGCGCGGGGACGAGUCCUCCUCCUCCUCCUCCUCCUCUUCCUCCUCCUGCCGCCGCUGGACGGGCAGCCGGACCGCCACGGUUUCCAGCAGGUUUCUCUGUUGUCUUCCUACGAAGUUGUAAUCCCGCAGAGAUUGGGAAGAGAUCGGCGAGAUGCUUCCAACGUCACCCCAGUGCAGGACAAGGUGUCAUAUGCUGUUCAGAUAGAGGGGAAGGAACACACCAUUCACCUAGAAAAGAACAAAGAACUGCUGCCCAAAGAUUUCACAGUUUACACCUACACUAAGGAGGGGAAGUUGCAAUCGGAACAUCCAGAUGUCCAGGAUCACUGCCAUUACCAGGGAUAUGUGGAGGGCACUCUGGACUCCGCGGUCGCUGUCAGCACUUGCUCGGGGCUCAGGGGUUUGGUGACAAUAGGGAAUGUCACCUAUGGUAUCGAGCCCAUGGAUUCCUCUUCUGACUCCAAACACAUCUUGUAUCGAUUGGAUAACGUGAAGAAAGAGCCCGUGACGUGUGGGGUAACCACUGGAGACCACGAAAGGGAACACACAGAGGAAGAUCACCAUCCCAGCAUGACUCAGCUGCUGCGCAGAAAGAGAGCGGUCCUCCAUCAAACGAGAUACGUGGAGCUGUUCAUAGUCGUGGAUAAAGAAAAGUUUGAAGAUUUUGGGAAGAGUGAAACAGAAGUAAGAGAGCACAUGGUGCAGCUGGCAAACUUCCUUGACAGUAUGUAUGUCAUGUUGAACAUCCGCAUCGUGCUGGUUGGCCUGGAGAUUUGGAAGUAUGAAAACAUCAUCAGCACAGAUGGAGGUGCAGGGGAUGUGCUGGCAAACUUUGUCCAGUGGCGAGAGAAGAACCUCGUGUUGCGUCGGAGGCACGACAGUGCCCAGUUUGUGCUGAAGAAGGGGUUCGGUGGCACCGCUGGAAUGGCCUAUGUGGGAACAGUGUGCUCCAAGAGCCACGCGGGAGGCAUUAAUGUGUUUGGACGGAUCAGCAUACAGAUGUUCGCAUCCAUUAUGGCUCACGAGCUGGGACAUAACCUGGGGAUGAACCAUGACGAUGAGCGCGUCUGUUACUGCGGAGCAAGCAGUUGCAUUAUGAACUCUGGAGCAUCGGGAUCGAGGAACUUCAGCAGCUGCAGCGCAGAGGACUUUGAGAAUCUGACUCUGAACAAAGGUGGGAGCUGCUUGCUCAACGUUCCCAGGCCUGAUGAAACCUACAGCAUCCCGUACUGUGGGAACAAGUUGGUGGAUGCUGGGGAGGAAUGUGACUGUGGUUCUCCAAAGGAAUGUGAAAGCGAUCCUUGCUGCGAGCCGGGUACCUGCAGACUCCGAUCCGGCGCUGCAUGUGCUUAUGGUGACUGCUGUAAAAACUGCCAGUUCCUUCCUCGAGGAACUGAGUGCCGGGCGAGUAACAACGAGUGCGACCUUCCAGAGUACUGCAACGGCACCUUCCAGUUCUGCCAGCCGGACUUCACCGUGCAGAACGGCCACCCGUGCCACAACGAGGAGGCUUACUGCUACAACGGCGUGUGCCAGUACUACGACGCGCAGUGCCAGGCCAUCUUCGGCUCCAAGGCCAAAGCUGCCCCCAACAUUUGCUUUGCUGAAGUGAAUUCCAAGGGUGACAGAUUUGGCAACUGUGGUUUCCAUGGCCAUGACUACAAGAAAUGUUCCAGCUGGAAUGCCAUGUGUGGGAAGCUGCAGUGUGAAAAUGUGAAAACUAUGCCUGUGUUUGGAAUCAAGCCUGCGAUUAUCCAGACUCCCAUUAACCGCACCACGUGCUGGGGCGUGGAUUUCCAGCUGGGCUCUGACGUCCCGGACCCAGGGAUGGUGAACGAAGGCACCAAAUGUGGUAAUGGAAAGAUCUGCAGACACUACCAGUGCGUGAGCGUCUCUGUGCUGAACUACGACUGCGACGUGGAGAAGCAGUGUCACGGGCACGGGGUGUGCAACAACAACCGGAACUGUCACUGUGACCCAGGCUGGGCCCCUCCGUACUGCAGCACCAAGGGCUACGGCGGCAGCGUGGACAGUGGACCUCCGUAUGCCGACACCUCGCUGAGAGAUGGGCUGCUGGUGUUUUUCUUCCUGGUCCUCCCACUCCUUGUAGCUGCUGCUCUGGCCUUUGCCAAAAGAGACAGGCUGAGGCGAAGCUGCAGGAGGUUCAUGUCGCGCUGCCACUCGUCGCCGCCUCCUAGGACAGAAGCCGAACCGCGAGACUACCCCCACAGAGGCCUUUCACACGGCGUGCCGUACGCUCCCAGGGCCGUUCCCAUGGACAUGGUACCAAAUACCUUUCCCGUUCCAUCUUACCCAGUUAACCAACACCCUCAGCAGCGUUACCACCAGUCUUACUACACGCCCCCGCCGUACCAGGUGCCGCAGCCCCAGAAGCUGCCCGCAAGGCCGCCGCCGCCGCAGCAGAAGUGCGCACCUCAGGGACCUCCUCCAGCCCAGCAGAAGUGUUUACCUCAGGGACAGUAUUUCCCUUCUCGACCGGCACCUCUGCCUCCCAAAUAGCUUUGGGCUGCGCUGGGGCCUCCACGUGAGCUGACCUGUUCACCGAGACACAGCUGGAACUGCAGUUUUCCUUCUGGCAUUGAGUGGCCCAUGGCAAUCCCGGGAAGCGCCUGGGAGAAGGCCAAUGAGAUAUGGAAGUGAGGAAUGUAGAACUUCAAACUAAAUACCUCUACCAAAGCUACAGAACUGAAAUAUCCGACCCGGCCUCGGGUCUGUCCGAGCACUGUGGCUUUGGGAACAGCAGCCGAGCUGCCAGCUGGAAGCGGAGCAGCCCGUGGUUAAAUCAUCCUUCAAGUACAGCCCUUAGGGAGUGGCUUUUGGUUUCCCUAUUUCUGCGCUCAGCCCCGAUAAUGAAAUUGUCUGAUUUGUGUUCGUCUUUCAAGAAUUGGAGUCACCCGUCCUGUCUUCCGAACAAGGGAAUCUGGCCAAGGAAUUUAAAGUUAUUCCGCAUGGACUGGAAAACGUUAUCUAUCCACUUCCGCACUGAUGGCACAAGCGAAAUAAGGUAUCAAUGUACUUUUUCAGAGGAAGAUCAAUAUAUUGUAAACAUGUUUAUGCAUGUAUAUAUGUUUAUUGACGUGUAAUAAUGCACUUAAAUUCCUCCUUCCAUGCUGACUGACACUAAGCUGUGCUGUGUGAGCACUACGUUUAAUGGUUUUAAAUCAGUAAUUGUGAAUUGCUAAAUGAGAACCCUGUACUAAUUUCCACUAAUAUCAUGAAUGGGCAGCGAAGACAAAGGUACGAAGAGAUGUGGUUAUGUUUUGGUUUUAAAAACGGGUUGCUCUUAGGUUUUUUAACUUGGGUCUGCAGCCUGAGCGGCAGUCCCUGCAGAACACUGGGAAGCUCUGCCUGGAGCACCUCAGCUUCUCCGCGCACUUUAGACAGGACAAACGCAGCCCUCUUGCCUGACCCUCAGACCUUUUUAGUGUCAGUCAGGAUGCUCAAACAGGCAAACUCGCCUUGGAUUGGACUGCUGGCCUCUUCUACACCACUGGCUAAAUGAGGUUUUCAAGCUCUGGAAAGGGGUGUUCAGCAUUUGGGGUGCUGGCCAAGGAGAUUGAGAUCUGUUAAUCCCGAUACUGUUGUGCCGAGGGUAGAAUCAGGAUGCUGGUGGUCACGAUAUUAGGUUGGUGCAAAAAUAAUUGCUGUUUUUACCCUAAAGCAGUCUGUCUUGCCUUAGAAUUAGAUUUAUUAAUCGAAAUAGGAACCCUUAGAAUCUACGCAUUUUUGCCAACAAGGAACAAGUCUGUUUAUUCCCUUUAGCACAGAAUUCUGGAGUCCUGGAGCCAAUGGAUUAUUGAAAGGCAUCUUGAGCUGCUGCUUGGUUGUGGAAAACUUUGUCUUGCAGUAAGCUGUUGAGAUGCUUGAAAAUGUGGUAAUCAUUGGGGAGAGGUCUGUGGAGGAGGCAGAGUGAGGGAGAGUUUCGUAGCACAGUUCACGCAGCUCCUGCAGAGUUAUUUGUGAGUCUUGCAGUCAGGUGCUGUCAUGGAGAAGAACUGUUCUUCGAGACUGACCAAUGUUGGACGUAAACAUUGCUGUUCUUGGUGCGUUCUGUCAGUCUCCUGUCAGUCCUUCUCUGCUGGUUGAGCCAUAUGUUCACCAUGGCCAAGCGCAUGGGUGGUGUUGGGGUAUUGUUGGCAGCUUGAGCUGCUUUGCUUCCCCUUUUGAACUCCUACAACAAAAUCACUUCAAUUUGGUUUUUUCCUGUCUUCAGUUGGACAGCAGAAUAUAAAAAAGAAUAAACAGUGAAACCAAAACCAUGAACAGUGGUACAAUUCUGUGCUUUAGAAUGGUGAAAUGGAUUCCUUAGGGAUUUCAGGCAAUGGAAAGCAGAGCCUGACCGUGGUGAGUUUGAAACAAAGCUGAGGUAGCUUUUGUUAACCCAAAAUACACAUCAUAGUUCGCAAUGACAAAACCAACAGUUAUUUUUGCACCACCCUAGCAGAAACCUGUUGCACAAACUUGCUAGAAGUGAAAUAAGAUCUGACAAGAGUGCUUGGCUUUUUCACUCUGCUCUCGCCAGCGACUACAGACGCACCCUGUAAAAUCCCCCCCAUAAUAUUGCCAAAACCCAAAUUUUUCUCUGUAAAUACAUCUCCAAAUAUCUCUAUCUAUAGUGUUUGCAUCUGCAGUAAUAGAAUACUUGAACUCCUGUGGUUUCCCUCAAACGUAGAGCUCUAACACUAUUGCAAUACGACAGCGUUGCCUAGAACCUCACCGGCUGUUGUUUGUGGGGUCUCCUGUCUGCUCCACGAUAAUCACUUCCCAGUUGUCGUGUUCUCCUCGGUUUGGGCUGGCGGUGAGGACCGGGAGCAGAUUCCGGAGCCAGCGCCGCUCCCGUUUGCAGGGUGGGGAUGAGGAGAGAAGCCAGGCAGUGAACUCAUCGAGGGAGAGUGUACUCGAUUGUGUUUGAAGCUGUAUGUGUGAACUAAAACUAUGCUGAAAACGGUGCCUUUUAAUAGAUACGAGUUUUUAUACUUCCAGCACGUUCGUUCGCAAUAGCGGCGGGGUGGCGUGGGGCGGCGGGGACGCAGAUAUCGAGAGCGAUCCUAUGGAAAGGAGACAGCUAGCUUGUGCCUGCAGUACUGGAGAUGACUACUGACUUUCUUUUUAAAUGUACACUAAUGCCCGUCCUGCAGCGGGGCCGGAGAAAGCCGUGUCCGUCUCUGUGUCCGGUGCGUUUCGGCCUCGACACGCGUCGCUUAGUCCCAUGGGGCUGCCCAAGGGCUGUGACCGGUCCCUUGACCCCUCUGUACGAGACACCUGAGCAAUAAAGAUGCUGGUUUUGUACA